Periconia digitata is the source of this 2898-nucleotide messenger RNA. The record is from the annotation of a GenBank genome assembly. NCBI's taxonomy places the organism in Eukaryota, Fungi, Ascomycota, Dothideomycetes, Pleosporales, Periconiaceae.
UUUGCUCGGAUUACCGUCAUACCGCCGCCCUCUCCCUUGCGCGCCUCCUCCCCAUCAUGUCCACGAUGAUCACCUUUGCCGCCAACAACGAGUUUUUCAGGAAGCGGAAACGUGUCCACCGCGCAUGCGAAUCGUGCAAGAAGCGUCGGAAGCGAUGUAGCCACACCUUCGACGAAGAAGAGGAUGCCGGAAGCUCUACCAAAAACGGACAGCCCGCACCUCACCCUCACCUCACGGACCCAGCUCAACCUCAUCCUGAUGCUACUAGUACUGGGAGCCAGAGGACCGAUGCCCCGAGCCAUGGUGCUCCCCAGAAUAUGGCCCCUCAGUACAGCCCCACCACCGAGGACUCGCGCGCGGAGACGCCGCCCAAUUUCCUGGGCUAUCUCAAUCCCGAAGCCGUGCUCAGGGAACAGGUUCAUUCCGAGAGGGGGGGUAAUGCAACUCAGUCGCCGCCUGUGAUUCCUUCCAUUGGUCAGUGGAUUGAAGGCGAGAACCGGUUUCCCACUGGACAUCAUCAAGGAGCCGUCGAACCGCCACGGUCAGAGGAGACGGGUCCAGCAUGGACUCAAGAGACCAAAGUGCAACGAGCUCUUCAUCAAUGGUUGGAUGCAGUCGGCGUGUCGACUCUGCCUCCUCGUAAGACGCAAGACGCGCUGUGUGACUUGUACUUUGAAUAUGUCCAUCCGCUGUUGCCACUGAUCGACAAGAAUCUCUUCACUCAGCAGUACAACGAAGGGAGAGAAUCGCGUAUACUGAUGCAGGCAAUAUGCAUUGUGGCAUCCAAACAUGCCGAUGCCGCCAGCUAUCUUUGUCUGGCUGACGAUCCUCGACUCAUGGGUCCCCGCGAGUUCUCUCACAGGCUUUACAACGCCGUCAUUGCAGCUAUUGAGGCCAAGCUGGAAAAGAAUCGAGUCAUACUGAUCCAGGUCCUUGCGCUGAUAUCGCUACACUGCGAGGGUCCAGACGGCGCGGAGCAAGCCUCGAUGCAUCUUGCCCAAGCCAUCCAUCAUGCGCAUACUUUUGGUCUUCAAUUCGGACACCAGUGGAAAAAUCAAAAGUCGGAGGAUCAAGAGAACCUCGAAGACGUGUUUUGGUGUCUGUGGAGUCUGGAUAAGAUCAACGCUUGUAUGCACGGGAGGCCGUUGAUCAUGCACGAUCGCGAUAGCAGCUUGACCAAGUUGCCGACUGACCCCGAGAAGCGACAGAGCCCGUUUGGUGUGUGGCUGCAAAUCUCGGAGAUGCUGGACAGAGUCAUCGAUUAUUAUCGCCCAGGUCGAUCGGCGGAGGAAACGGGAUGGGAAGGAGAUGACUUUCUUGGAUUUGAAGAGAUGGUUGGUGAUGGCGAGGACAAGCUUGAAGGUCCCAUUAUGAGUCUUCUAUCGCUCUUCCAUCACACCAUGUGCAUGGCAUCACAUAAAUCACUCUCUAUCAACGCCCCUGUCAAGUCUACUCCAUCCUACACUCGUCAGAGCUUAUCAGCAACUCGGGUCAUCCAUCUCCUCAAUGCCGAAGCCCCUGAACGCCUACCGCCCUUGCCCCUUGUACCUUAUGCUCUAUCUGUUGCUCUGAGUGUGGUAUACCGUCACUUCCGCUCUCGCCGCCUCAAAGUUCACAUCAAUCGGGCAACAGAAGAAAUCAAGCAAUGCGUAACGCUUCUUAACAAACUCCGUCCCGCAUGGUGGUCUGCCGGGACCAUGGCCGACCUAGGUAUGGCGGUUCUAAACAACGCCGACCGCAACACGCGAGCAGCCAACACACCAGCAGCAGCUGUUUCCGAGCAGCCCGAGAACCCGCAAUCGUCACAUCAACACCAUCGUCAGCAUCACCAACAGCAGCCACAAUUCCAACGCAUGCAGAACCAGCAACAACACUCAGCCACUCACCCCCCACCUCCGUGGCCAAAGCACGAAGAGGGUACCAACACCGCACUACCUAUCGACCCUCGUCUCCAACAACACCACCUCCACCACUCACUCUCCGCACCCCCGCAUCGAGGAAGCCCAAGUCCAACAACAACAAUGACAAAUCUCCUCAACCCCGUCCCCACCCCUCCCCCCACAUCCUCGUCAUCAACAACAUCAACAACAACAACCUCCAUGCUCCCAGGCCAACACCCAACAAGCAGCGAACGCAUCUCCAACCACCGCGGCCAACUCUCUUCUUCUUCUCUUCCCCAAUCCCAGCACCUCUCCCAUCCCCAUCCCCCUCCUCCUCCUCCUCCUCCUCCUCCUUCGCAUCAACAUAACCCGCAAACCCCCCAGCAACAGCACCUCCCCACCCCCACAGGCGGAUCAGCAACCGAAACUCCAAUCGCCUUUGACGCGUUUCCCGACGCUAGCCCCGAUUGGCUGAACUUCGACACCGCGUUUGAGAAUUUCGAGGGCUUGUUGGGGAGUAGUGGCGCGGAUUUGAGUCAUGAGCUUUUUCGCCCGUUGGGGUAUGAGGGGCUUGAGGGGGUUUGGUUGGAGCACGGUGGGAAUGGCGGGAAUGGGAAUGGAAGUGGAAACGGAGGAGGAUAGAAUAUGAAAAAGAGUGGGGAGUUGGCAAGAAAGUAAUUCAAUGGAUGAAAACGUGCGAUAUGUGAAGCGGGGGGGGGGGGGAAAGAGGGUGUGUUUGCGUCUAUGUCUGCGUCUGUGUGGGUGUCGUUCUCGAUGCUUAUACCUUUUCUUGUCUUGUUUUUUCUUUUUUUUACUCCUAUUUCGAGUUCAUGUGUAUACAUCUGUGUAUAUCGCCUUUUGUUUUUCAAAUUCCUACCUUGUUUUCAGGGUUUCACAAUUUCCCUUCCCUCCUAGCGUACGUAAUCUUUCUCCCUUCCGGUCAGCAUAUUCAAAAAUACAAGCCUCGCAAUCUUUUUUCUACGCCAUUCUUCAGGGUGUAGCAGCUCUUAGCUUAAUU